Messenger RNA from Diospyros lotus (date-plum), 3192 nucleotides. RefSeq names its product pentatricopeptide repeat-containing protein At4g21065-like. The transcript has a single exon. Lineage: Eukaryota; Viridiplantae; Streptophyta; Magnoliopsida; Ericales; Ebenaceae. Gene Ontology annotation, molecular function: RNA binding; protein binding; zinc ion binding. Gene Ontology annotation, biological process: RNA modification. The record is from RefSeq and is a predicted model, not a curated record. Bases 546 to 2474 code for a protein of 642 amino acids.
GGAUUGCUAUUUUAUUUUUGUUUUUAAUUGUUUAUAAGAUUUUAAAAAUGAAAAUAAAAAUUAAAAACAAAAUUACAGUCAAAUAAAUCCUAGAAAAACACUUUUUAUUAGUAUUUAUUCAAGAUUAUUUAUCAUAUUGCUCUAAUUUUUCAUUUUAUUUUCUUUUAUUAUUAAAUCUGUGUCAAAUAUGUUAGAUUAUUAUAACUUAAUCUCAUAUUAAUAAGAAAAAAUUUAAGUAAAUUAUUUUAAACUAAGUGCUUUUUCAAUGAAAAUUCUUGAAGUUACAAAAAAUUUUAUUUUUUUUUAAUUUUAUUAUUUUAAACGGGGCUUUACAAUAAUUAUGAAACACUAUUUUAUUUUCAUGUUUUUAAAAUAAAAAAGAAAAGACAAGACAAAACUGCCCGCCCUUCCCAAUCUAUUCCACUCGAUGCCGGACGCACGCCCUGUGACCCUCUCAAGUUCCGGCCGUUCCCGCCGGCGGCUGUCCUCUCCGACACCGACACUUUGAAAUUCCUGGUCACUGCGAUUCUUCCCCAAACUUUCAAAUGCUUCAGAUCGCAGCAAAAGCAAAGAGAGCGUCUCUUUCUCGGUACAUACCACUAUUCUCUCUUGUCAAACCCACCGCCACCUUUGAUUCAUCGUCUAGCCUACACCAACAAUGCCAAUCCCCUUAUCACUCUGUUGCAUUGUCAGUCCGUAGCAGCGUUCUUUCUUCUGCUAAAUUCCGAGCCAAUCAGACCCAUUUUUCCUCGUUUGAUUAUGCGUCUGUCCUCCAGUCUUGUAUAGCUCGGAGAGCUAUCGAUCCGGGAAGGCAGCUCCACGCCCAGCUCUGCCUCACUGGCCUUGGAUACAAUACCAGUUUAGCCACCAAACUUAUUAAUUUAUACUGCGUUUGCGACUCUUUGUCGGAUGCCCGCCACCUGUUUGAUAGAAUUCCCAAGGACAAUAUCUUUCUUUGGAACGUUUUGAUUCGUGGGUAUGCGUGGAAUGGGCCUUAUGAGGUUGCGAUUUCUCUCUACUACCAAAUGCUAGAUUAUGGUAUAAUUCCUGAUAACUUCACGUUCCCGUUUGUCCUCAAGGCGUGCUCGGCGCUCUCUGCAAUUGGCGUGGGCAGGGACAUUCAUGAUAAUGUGAUACGAACUGGAUGGGAAAUGGACGUCUUUGUGGGUGCAGCUCUUAUUGAUAUGUAUGCAAAGUGUGGUUGUGUUGGUGAUUCUCGUCGAGUCUUCGAUAGGAUCCUAGAUCGAGAUGUAGUCCUGUGGAAUUCUAUGCUUGCUGCUUACUCCCAAAAUGGGUGCCCGGAGGAUUGCUUGUUGCUCUGUGGUGAGAUGGCAUCAGUAGGUGUAAGACCCACAGUUGCAACUCUUGUCACUGCCAUCUCGGCUUCUGCCGACAUUGCUGCCCUUCCCCAAGGGAGAGAACUUCAUGGAUAUAGUUGGAGACAUGGGUUUGAGAUCCAAGACAAAGUGAAGACAGCCUUUGUUGAUAUGUAUGCGAAAAGUGGUUCGUUAAAGGUUGCUCGAACUUUGUUUGAGCGGCUUGUGGAGAAAAGAAUUGUUUCUUGGAAUGCGAUGAUUACUGGGUAUGCAAUGCAUUGUCACACUGCCGAAGCACUUGAUUUGUUUGAGGAAAUGGUCAGAGAAGCUCGGCCAGAUCACAUAACUUUCGUUGGUGUUUUAUCAGCUUGCAACCAUGGAGGUUUGCUGGAUGAAGGACGAAAGUACUUUGAAGCAAUGAUAAGAGAUUACCAAAUUGAACCGACUGUUCAGCAUUAUACUUGCAUGGUUGAUCUCCUUGGCCAUUGCAGUCAGUUGGAUGAGGCUUACGAUCUUAUAAUGCAGAUGAGAAUGGCACCGGAUUCUGGCAUCUGGGGUGCUUUACUGAAUUCAUGCAAAAUACACGGAAACGUGGAAUUAGGGGAGAUUGCAUUAGAGAGGCUGAUUGAGCUUGAUCCUGAUGAUGCAGGCAAUUAUGUUAUUUUAUCCAACAUUUAUGCUCAAGCUGGGAGGUGGGAAGGGGUUGCAAAGCUAAGAAGACUGAUGAUAAAUAGGGGAAUAAAGAAAAGCAUUGCUUGUAGCUGGAUUGAAGUGAAAAACAAACUUCACACAUUUCUGUCUGGAGAUAAAUCUCACCCUAUGUCCGACGACAUAUAUGCAGAACUAGAAAGGUUGGGAGGCCGAAUGGCUGAGGCUGGCUAUGUGCCAAAUACUGCACCUGUUUUCCAUGAUGUAGAGGAUGACGAGAAGGCGGGAAUGGUGUGCAGUCACAGUGAACGUCUGGCAAUUGCAUUUGGACUUAUAAGCACACCCUCUGGGACCAAGCUUCUGAUAACCAAGAACCUCCGGGUUUGUGAAGACUGCCAUGUGGCGAUCAAGUUUAUAUCAAAAAUUACGCAAAGAGAAAUAAUCGUAAGAGAUGUCAACCGCUAUCAUCAUUUUAGGGAUGGCGUAUGUUCUUGUGGUGAUUAUUGGUGAGUGGAAUGAGUUGGCAAAUCAAGUUUGCUCCUUGUGAAAUUAGUAACCUUGCAAAUUAGACCAGUCCAAGAGCCAACCUGAAACACAUCAAGGAGGAUGACUCGGCAACAAAAUGACUGGAUCUUUGCAUGAAGAGAUGCAAAGAUCCUUGUCAAUACACAAUUUUGAUCUCUGUUUUUGACUCUUUGACUGGGUGAAUUUGGAGAGCCAUAUGGAUGGAAUGGAGUGAGUGAGCUGCUGGACGAUCUUGCCUGCCAAUUCUUCAUGGUAGAUUCUUUCCUCUCUUGUGCACAUACUAUGACAAGAGAAUGUAUGACAGUAAAUCUGGAACUAUAGGCUGAGCCAGCAGGGGAAGGGAAUUGAGAAGUUUGUAGAAAAUUUCUUCAUCUUUCUGUGCCUAGGAUGGUGUUGCAGGCCUCACACAUAGAGAUGUGUCUUUUGGCCCUCACAGUGGCUUCUCUUUUCUGUUGCAUUGUGGCUGUGGGAGAAAUGAAAGGACUCUCAGGCAGCUGGUUCGACCAGGCAACUGGGACAUUAUUAUUUCAACUUUAAUCAAUUUUGUGCCAUUGUGAAUGGAGCAUUAUCAGUGGCUAUCUUUAGCUCUGCACCACUCUCUCUUUUGCUGUCAUUUUUAGUAUUUUGUCUUCAUGUUCACUUGAAGAACCAGAAAGUGACAUUUGGUGAUUGUAUUAUUUUUUGAAAAGGAAAAAACAUAUUU